AACGAACGGGCACGUUUCAUUUUUCUCGAAUGUAGGAGCAUUUCCAGCAUCGCAUCCCCCUUAAACAUGCCAAUUGAACCAUAGAGGGAACACUCUGGAUUGUGUGAUGCACCCUGCCACUGUGCGCCUUCAUCCUUUUCCGACUAAAACCAAAACGCUUUUCUGAGUGCGCAGAGAGAGAGAGAGAGAGAGAGAGAGAGAGUCGAACUUUUUUGAUUCCAAAUUCCGCAAAUUCGUUAACUAUUUUUUUUUUUCCCGCGAAUUCCUUUUUCGCGUCCUAAAUUUCUCACGUAAAUCAAAGCGGCGAUUGGGGAUUUCGUUCGAUCACUUUGUGCAUGAAUUUUGAAUUCCCGUAAGUUCCACCUCAUGGUGGCGACCGUGACGGCGGGGAAGAGCCUCCAGGUGUCGCCGACGAGCUCGAGGUCGGUCACAGAGACGGUGAAUGGGUCGCACAAGUUUGUGAUUCAGGGGUAUUCUUUGGCGAAAGGGAUGGGAGUUGGAAAGCACAUUUCGAGCGAUUUGUUCUCUGUUGGAGGUUAUGAUUGGGCGAUUUACUUCUAUCCUGACGGCAAGAACCCCGAGGACAAUUCAGCGUACGUUUCGGUUUUCAUCGCUUUAGCCAGCGAGGGCACCGAUGUGAGGGCACUGUUUGAGCUCACACUUGUGGACCAGAGCGGGCAAGGGAAGCACAAGGUUCACAGCCAUUUUGACCGGUCUCUUGAGAGCGGUCCAUAUACGCUCAAAUACAAGGGUAGCAUGUGGGGAUACAAGCGAUUUUUUAGACGGUCUUUGCUUGAAACCUCUGACUACCUCAAGGGUGAUUGCUUGAAAAUCAACUGUACAGUAGGAGUUGUGGUUUCAGUUAUAGAUUGUCCACAGCUUAAUGUGAUAAAGGUCCCAGAAUCUGACAUGGGAGCACAGUUUGGAGUGCUAUUGGAAAAUGUGGAAGGUUCAGAUGUUACUUUUAAUAUUUCUGGAGAAAAGAUCCCUGCUCAUAAGUUGGUGUUGGCUGCUAGAUCCCCAAAAUUUUGGUCUAGAUUUUUUGAUGUUUCAGAUGAUGAUACACAAGAGAUUUUCAUAAGAGAUAUAGAACCUAAGGUUUUUAAGGCGAUGCUGCACUUUAUGUAUAGGGAUACCUUCACAGAAGAUGUGGACAUGGAUCUUUCAACCUCAACUAGCGAAUCCAUGGUGUCUGAGACAUUGGCAGCGAAGUUGUUGGCUGCAGCAGACAAUUAUGGAUUGGAGAGGCUUAAACUGAUUUGUGAAUCUCGACUCUGCAAGGACAUCUAUGUGAGCUCUGUAGCUGACAUUUUAACCUUGGCUGACCAAUGCCAUGCCAUGGAGUUAAAAGCUGUUUGCCUAAAAUUUGCUGCUUAUAAUCUAGCAGCCGUGAUGAGGUCAGACAGUUUUGAGCGCCUGAAAGAAAAAUGCCCUUGGCUACAGUCCGAGAUCCUGAAGACAAUUGCUGGGUAUGAGGGUGAUAGCAGCAGUGCAGAGGGGAAGUCUCGGAGCGUAUGGGCUCAGCUUUCAGAUGGUGGUGAUACAAAUGGUAGGAGGGUCAGGCUGAGAAUCUGAUCUAUGUAGCGAAGGGCAUGAAGAGGGAAGAUUCUUUUCUGUCCAACUCUGGCAUGAUAUGAUGAUAACUGGUCUUAAAAAAGCAGUUGAGCUACAUGUUAUGCUGGACAUUGUAAAUGUCACCAAGGACUUUUUUUGGGGGGCCAGAACUGUUUAUUUGUUGCCGAGGAAUAGAAGUUAAUGGAAAAGGGUGAACUAGAUAGGGGAUUGACCCUCUUUAUCUCAGCCAUCUUCUGUCUUUCCUAGGUUUUCUAACUCGAACCCUCAUUUUUGCACAUUUAAUUGCUCCGUUUGGUUAACAGGGUAUGAAAAAUCUUUCAAGUUAUUACCCCA
This is a messenger RNA of Prosopis cineraria, 1908 nucleotides long. RefSeq names its product BTB/POZ and MATH domain-containing protein 4-like. The coding region runs from base 367 to 1575 and encodes 402 amino acids. The transcript is spliced from 4 exons. Gene Ontology annotation, biological process: protein ubiquitination. Lineage: Eukaryota; Viridiplantae; Streptophyta; Magnoliopsida; Fabales; Fabaceae. Gene Ontology annotation, molecular function: protein binding. The record is from RefSeq and is a predicted model, not a curated record.